Cryptococcus wingfieldii CBS 7118 is the source of this 453-nucleotide messenger RNA. RefSeq lists its product as hypothetical. The record is from RefSeq and is a predicted model, not a curated record. Lineage: Eukaryota; Fungi; Basidiomycota; Tremellomycetes; Tremellales; Cryptococcaceae. The coding region runs from base 1 to 453 and encodes 150 amino acids. The transcript has 6 exons.
AUGGUUUUCGACAAGGACAGACCAGCGCCAAGGGACUACAGAGGUGCAUGCGUCGAAGACCUCCAACUCUCCCCAGCAUUCUGCUUGCCCCAAGACGCGAUCGUCCUCCAUGCCCUGGAGGCUGCGUAUGGGAGAGAAUUUGACCAUCUUCCUAUCCUCAACCACAAACGUAAACCCAUCGGAUACCUAGACAUUCCUUCUCUGAAGCAAAAGCUUGGUGCUGGCGCUGUAACAGAGCACGACCCAGUCUCCAAGCUCACAAACUACUUUACCAUCUCCAACCCCUCCCACCCCUACACCGUCAUCUCUCCUCUUACCCCCCUCGAAGAGUUGGAAUUGUUCUUUGAGAAGCGGGCCGUUGACUUUGCGUUGGUGACGGAUUUAGAGCGCAGAUGGGUAUUGGGUGUCGCCACCAAAGACGACUUGGACACUUUCGCCAAACGACGGGGUUGA